AAUUCUCGAACUUGCGUUAGCGCUCGCAUAUCGAGGCGGGAAGAAGAAUAAUCGGAAAAAAAUCUCUGAUGGAGGAGCGCGUUUGGGCCGCCUAAGGUGAGGUUCGCUCUCGCGUUCCUCACCGGCGGCGCCAGGUGUUUACGGUGCAUACGAGCAAGCGAAUAAACGAAUACACGAGAAAAGAAGAAGGAACGAAAGAGCGUACGGUGUGCGCGUAAAAUAGCCGCAUUGAAUUGCAUUGUAUCAACAGGUAGAUCGGCGGUAUGCGUGGGACGACGUCGUACGUAUGACGUUUCUCAUAGCGCCUGGAUUUGCGAAAGAUGCGAUGCGCGAGCAAGCGUCGCGACGAAACGGCACGACGACGAAGACGACGACGACGACGACGGCGACGAGGAGUUUUAUUAAAGAACGACAAACGGCCGAUCGGCAUUAGAAGAGAACGGCGCUCCGGGUGGAAACGUGCGUUCUCUUAAACGUGUUGUUCCGUAGUUGACGCGUACGGGCGGAUUCCGCGCAUACCAACGCCACUGAUCCAGCUUCCCCGCGAGCGGCGCAGCGGCGGUGGCGGCGGCUGCGUCCAGAUCGGGAGAGUGAUUUUUGUGAUCAUCGCUCUCGUCAAUGACACGCGCGGAAUGCGCUGAGCGAGCGCGCGAUCCCACGCUGCGCUAUACGCGCUGACAUUGUUGCGCGUAUCUUUGUACUGCUGGCCUUUAAAAAAUCGUCUAAACACGUCCCGAUAGAGGAAAGACCAUGGAUUGAUAAAAAUAAAAUAAAAUAUUGCUAAAUAUUCCAAAUGGGUAAUAAAAGCCCAUUAUGGCCCAGAGUCAUCAAUCACAACAUCAGCAUGAAUUUUUGCCCUUGUGUGAUGUACUGUUUAAUAUUAUUUCAUUAGCAUCUUAUUUCUGCGAUGUUGUCUUCGAUUUUGCAAUGGUAUAUGCCCUUGCUCAUCAAACAGUAGCAUCACCUGUAUUGUUUCCACUAAGUAUCACAUUUAUAGCUACUUCUCUGUUGAUUUCUCAAAUUGUUAGUUUGCGAUGGUACCUUUGGGGAGCUAGGGGUAAAUUAACAAAUAAUGCAUCAAGUGAUUACCAUGCAAAUUCAGUAAAUAAGAUUGGCAAAUGGACUAUAGGCUGUGUUUUAUUACUCCAUUCCACUCAAAUCGGUGUACUAUGGAGAUAUUUCAAGCUAUUUAUACCAGUCAAUUUAACUUAUGUGAAACACGAGGUGAGGGAGCUGUGUGUAUUAAGGCUGAUACACGCAUUCUGUGAAGCUGCUCCAAUGUUACUUCUACAAUUAUAUGUCUUGUUUGGCGCUACCGACGAUGGUGAAACAGAAGUCGGGAAACCAAAGGAAAACGAGAGCAAGGAUGACAGUAAAUUAGCGAAACUAACGUUAGUGUCGGCGGGGCUUUCUUUGUGGAGCGUGUGUUGGGCAGUGGCCAGUUUUAGCAAGGGUGCUGCGCGUCUACGUAAUCUGGAACGUUUAGUGCUAACAUGGUUGGGGGUACUGGCGCAAUUAUUCUGGCGUUUGGGGACAGUGAGCGCUCGUGUUGGAGUACUAGUCACGUAUGCUUCGCUGUACGGAGGACAAGGACUAUUGAUCGUAAUGGCCCUGCACUGGUUAACAAUGUUGACAUGGUUGCUACUCACACCAGACGGACUAUUCCAUGGUGGCGAGCGUCUUCCUCUUCUUAGAAAGACUUUCCUCGCUUCUCUCCUCGCCUUUGUAUAUAUAUUUGCAUAUGUUAAUCUACAUGAGACGAAUCAUCGUCAAAAAAUGAUGAUAUUUUACACUGUAAUGUUCUUGGAAAAUAGUUUACUCAUUGGCGUGUGGAUGGUCGGCGUUAGUCGCGCUGAUCUUUUAACUCGUCAGCAUCAUCUACAACCAGUUACUCUAGUACUAAUUCUUCUAGCUUUAUUUUCAGGUGGAAUAUUUUUUAUGGGUCUUUAUUAUAGAUUUUUUCAUGUAAGAAGGUUGAGGUAUGAAUCCGGUGGAAGAAUGACUGGUUCGAAUCUCACUACAUUGUCCAAUCAGGACAAUGUGGAAGAGAAGCAAAUAGAUUAUAAUGAGGAAAAAAAAGUUAACAUCAAUAUCAGCAUGAGAAAGGUAAAAUUAAGCAAUGGCGGCAUACCAGGCGUUUUCAAUUGCCGCUUCGCGAAUCCAACGGCUGUGAAUCCGAAUCGCAAAAAGAAGAAACCGACCACUUUUGUACCACCACCGCCGCCGCAAUCGCAAACAGGCACAGUAAUGAAUUCCUUGACAACGGUGACAGAUUCGAAACAAUGGCUCAAUGUGGGUAAUGGUUCGCGACAAUUAAUUCCGUUCUGGAGAAAACCUAUAUCCUCUAAUGUCAUGCAGAACGAUGGUUCCAAUGAACGCAAAGAUGAGACUGAUAUGACACUUGGUGGCUCGUUAAAUGUCACGUUAAUACGGGAAAAAUUGAAGGAGAAAAAGCAACAGCAACUACGGGAAUUGCGAGCCAUACAAGAGGAAAUCAAAGAAGGUAAAUUGUUUCCACCUCCAUCCGCUUCUACAUCCUCUUUCUCAUCCUCCCCUUCCGCGUCUAAUCAGCAACCACCACCGAACACGAAACUGCAUACCUCCCCUAGCUCUCCAUUAUUCACGUCUCCACCAUCAUUUUCUGAGCAAAAUACAUUGUCAUCUUGGCCACCUGUGAAAAUGCACUGCCUGUUACCCCCGCCACCUUCUUCCUCGUACUAUCCUAAUCCGCAUUCCUCGAAUUCGUGGAGAGCAAUGCCUCAACGAGCAGAUACACCAGAGAUAUUACUAGCGCCGCGAUGUCUUCCACAUCACUAUUCUCAUUGGUCUCCAUCUGGACAUCUUAGUCACAGAUUACACGCAAAUCAAAACGGUGCCGAAGAAAGUCCCAAAUGUGAGGGUGAAGGAGAGGCGGAAGUUAGUGAUAUGGAGGGUAGCCAAAUCUCGUUGCCUAGAAGCUACACACUUCCUCGCGAAUUUAAAUAUAAUCAUCCUAACAGUGUCGCGAAAGAACGAGAGCGUCGUCCGGGAAAUAAUAAAUUGCCACCUUCGCGCUUUUAUUUACCAUCUACUAAUAGUUCUGACGGUGAUGUAGAUAGCGCUGAUAACGAAGAUGAGACAGAUUCAGAGGUGCAAAUUCAAACGAAAACCAAUCACAUUCGUAAUCAGAAUAAAAUCUUGCAAAGGUGUCACAUGUAUGAAAAUAAUGAGAAUAAUGAUAUUGCUGAUCCUAGUUUGGAAUGCGACACAUCUAAUGUUAUGUCUAACAAUUGUUAUUCAAGUAAUUCUCAUAGCGUCUUUCGACCGAGUCAAUUGCUUAGAACACGAGUGAAACACGAAACAAAACUUUAAGUAAGUUAUAUUGUAAUAUGUAAUUGUAAAUUUUACCAUGACAUACACAUUCAGUAAUUACAAAUCUAUUUAAAAAUUAAUCUUUUCUAUUAUAUUAACAGUAUUAACAGUAAAACUGCUGAUUUCGCGAAAUGACGAUAUGUUUAAUUGUACAGUAUAUAUAAUGAUACAUACAAAUACACCAUAUGCAUACAAACAUGUGCACAAGAAUAUAUUUAAAGAGAUUUCUUUAAAGUGAGAAUAUUAAUGUUACUUGCACUAUAAUACAAUUUAAUUUAAUAUUGUUACUUUAUUACAAUAUUUUGCAUAUAUAAAAUUGUGCAAAUACGGAAUCUCGAUAUAAAUCUAGUAUUUUUAAAUACAUUUUAGGAAAAAAUAAAUAAUGAACGCGAAUUAUAAGUGCUUUAUUAUUAAAAUUAUCAUAUAUGCAGCAGAUGUUUCAUAUAAAGUAAAGUUACCUGAAUAUACUAGAAAUCAUAUUGUCUUUAUUCAUAUAUAUAAAAAGACGAUAAAUAAGUAAUAUUAAAUUUAAGAUGUUAUUUAAAGAGAUAUAUUCAUAUUUUGUACAUUUACAUUUAUACAUACAAUCUUCUCUCUAGCAAUUUUUUAUAUUGUUUUUUGUAUCUUCUCUGCAAUAUAAUUCUCUGUAAUAUAUGUAAUAUUUUGUACAAUAAAAGUUAAAUAAACUAUAA
Molecule: messenger RNA, 4043 nt
Organism: Cataglyphis hispanica
Lineage: Eukaryota; Metazoa; Arthropoda; Insecta; Hymenoptera; Formicidae
Exons: 10
Coding region: 814-3351 (845 amino acids)
Biological process (GO): phosphatidylserine exposure on apoptotic cell surface; engulfment of apoptotic cell; apoptotic process involved in development
Cellular component (GO): plasma membrane
Source: RefSeq, a predicted model, not a curated record